AUGGACGAGGGUGCCAGGAAGAAGCCGGCCAAAGCGAGCCACCAAAUAAGACUAGCUGAUGUCCACGAACUCAAGGCACUCGCGAUAGAGGAGUACCAGGAAUAUCUAAAGUUGGUGAAGAAUGCCGAAUGGCAGCAGCAAAAGUUGCAGCAAAACUGGGACAAGUUUCAUCUUUUUUACGAGCAAAAUGGAUUGGCCACGUUUGGACAUAAGGCGAGGAAGAAAAAGCACCAGGGAAUGGUAAAUAACAAAAACGAGAAGGAUAAAAAAAAAGAAAAACUUCACCCGAAAUAUUCCUCCAGUCACUGCGUAUAUUACGACAAUUAUCAAUCCAUCGAAGACGACUUAAAAAUAAUUAAACGGAGAGAAAGGAAAAGAGGCUGCUACUAUUUCAAGGCAAAUAACAACAACGACAAUAGCAAAAAUUUCAUCCUACACAUUUUAAAAGAUAUUCCUCUAGCGGUGGAACUGUACAUAAACAUUAAAAUCGAGGCAAUCAAUAAAAUAAAAAAUAAUGUACUCACAAAUAUGAACAAUUUUUGCAAAACCAGAAUGGACAAAAUUAUUCUCCUCAUCCUCCUGUGUGAAGUCAAAUUAAACAAUCUCUACAUUCGCCAAAAGGAUGUUACCCAUGGAGAAAAUAAAGCCGAUAUUCACUUAACAAGAAAUAUAAUUCGUCUUUGUCAUGGCGUUAUAGAAGAGGUCACCAGAAAGUUAAUUCCUUUUUUUUUUUCCUUCAACAUAUUUUCCCCUCCCGAUUAUUUUAAUUACCGCUUUGAGCACUUCCAUACAAUUGUACAAGGUAUCGUGCCCAUUCCUUGA
Molecule: messenger RNA, 822 nt
Organism: Plasmodium knowlesi strain H
Lineage: Eukaryota; Apicomplexa; Aconoidasida; Haemosporida; Plasmodiidae
Product: conserved Plasmodium protein, unknown function
Exons: 1
Coding region: 1-822 (273 amino acids)
Source: RefSeq, a predicted model, not a curated record